Messenger RNA from Ooceraea biroi (clonal raider ant), 1953 nucleotides. RefSeq names its product jagunal (gene jagn). Gene Ontology annotation, biological process: endoplasmic reticulum organization; vesicle-mediated transport. Gene Ontology annotation, cellular component: endoplasmic reticulum membrane. Lineage: Eukaryota; Metazoa; Arthropoda; Insecta; Hymenoptera; Formicidae. The record is from RefSeq and is a predicted model, not a curated record.
UUUGUUGGUUCUGGUCUCGAGCCACGAGCCCGAGCCCACGAAGCCACUGGAGGCCACUUCGUUUUCGGUGGCUUGUCUGCGGAAAGUUUAAAAAUAGUUGAGUACACUCGGUGAUGAUCCGUCGCGUAAAUCGCCCUGAAUUUUGCUCCUCUAACUGAGCGGAUGUAUCGCUUGUAUUUGUAAGAGAUUUUCGGACGAAACUUCUCCGAUAUGGCUUCGAAAGUCACGCUUUCCCAGGCGCUGGGAACGGAUGGCAGUGAUUACAGCCACAGACAGAAAAUCGCAACACAUUACCAAGUUAGUGCUACAAACAAAUCAAGACUGAAAUACUGCAUAUUCUUUCAUUAUCUGUUAUUUUUUGUCAUGCUUGCCAAAUUAUCUGCAGACAUAUUAGAUCAUUUGGAUAUAUUUAUUCUGGAAAUAGAGGAGUUACAAAUACCACAGCCAUUAUGGUGGGAAUACAUAUGGUGCACUAGUUUAUUAUUAUCUUUCUUUGCCCUUUCGGCAAUUAAAAGAAAUAGAAUCAAAGUACUACAAAAAUAUAUGAUAGGCAUUGUUUUACUAGGGUAUGGUCCAUUGAUUUAUGCUAUUGUAUAUUACUUCAAGGAUGUUUGGAUGUAUAUAACUGUAGGUAAAUCUGAAGAUAUUCAUCUAUGGCAGGGUCUACCUUAUGGUGUACUUUGGUAUGCCUUUAUCCUUUUAGCCUCGCAAGUUCACUGUUUUUCUUUGUACUUUUCAUGGAAUUUGUUAAUUGCUUGGAAAACACGAGGUACCAAGAAAAUGGACUAAACCUACAAACAAGAAAAGUAACGCCUACAGAAAUAUGUUUAUGUGAAUCAUGGAUUGACUUUCCAAAAUGUUAACCAUACUUAUCUUUCAUGAUACGAAACCAUAUAAUUAAUUAUUGCAUAAAUAAUAUUCAAAAAGUGUCAAAUUUUAUGAGAUAUAUUAGGUUGUAAACUAAGCAUUGUGGAUCGAACUAUCUGAUUACAGUAUUUGCUACAGCAAUUAUUUUCAACACUUUUCUUUUAAUUUUUUUAAUAAGUCUAUCGUGCAUAAAAAAUGACGUAUAACGCGCUAUUCUCUGCUGCUGUCAUAAAUAUUAUUUGAGUACUGUAUGAGGUAAUGCCAGACAAAAUAAUCAUCAUUGCAUAAUUGUGUUUUUUUAAUUCAAAGAAAAUUUCUGCCAAAAUGAACAGAUUGAAUAUGUGAGAGAUGAUUUAAAUAAUCCGCAAGUGGUGAUUUCAACCUGAAGAAUAAACCACACGUUCAAUGGCGAUGGAAACGAAAGUUCAGUAGCAUUAUUGGAAACAGAAUUGAUCGAUUCGUAAACUUGCAUAACUGCUCGGGACAAGCUAGCUAAAUUGCCCUGGCUAUUUGUAAGCAUUUGCAAGCUCUUUUUCAAGACUCGGACGGAAGAAAAAUCCGCAAAAGUUAGUUUACAGCCUGAUAUUUGAACAUGAGGAUAUACCAGCGUACAAUUAGGUAUGUCCAAAAAUACAUAUAUACUUAAUUGAAUUUAUAAUAUUUUCAAGUAGAAUUUACAAAGUCGCGUUAAUAAGGUAGACUCUAAAGAUUGUGAAUUUUUUCUAAAGUAAAUUUUAUAAUUUAUUGAACUAUUUGGCGAAUCAGAAAUGUGUAUAAAUAUUUGAUUCAGAUAUCUUCCUAGCAAUUAAAAUAGCAAGUGACUAAUAAUGAGGCGUUACGAUAUAUAAAUAAUAUAAAAACAAAAACAGAAUGUUACAUGUUUAUCUGUUAUAAUUAAGAAAUAUAUUUUACAAAAACUGUAUAUAUAUAUGUAUGUGUGCGUGUGUGUAUAUAUAUAUAUAUAUAUAUAUUGCCUUUAUUUGUUACUCCUCUAACUUUUUGAUGUUUAAAGAAGUUAUUACGAAAUGAGGGAGCAUAUAAUGUAUCUAAUAUUAACAGUAAUAAAAUCUGAGUAAGAAUUCAUAA